Molecule: messenger RNA, 613 nt
Organism: Acanthoscelides obtectus
Lineage: Eukaryota; Metazoa; Arthropoda; Insecta; Coleoptera; Chrysomelidae
Source: the annotation of a GenBank genome assembly
AUGGCUAGUUCUGAUGUUGAAAUGACUAUAGAUGAUUCCAGUGAUGAUGAGAAUCAGUGCACUAGUUCUGACGAAUCAUAUAAUGAUUCUAUUUUCAAGAAGGAUUUUGAAGAGAGUGAUACCGAAAGUGAGCAUGAACCUGAUCUUGAUCCAAGUUUUGAAAUGCCCUGGACAGAGAACGGGAUUUCUAGGCCAGCAUUCAAUUUUACGUCAAACAGUGGUGUGUAAGUAAAGAAUUUAAAGGAUAUAUUGCAAUUUUUUUAAUAUUUUUUAGAUGAUGAUCUAAUAGAUAUAAUAGUCAGAGAAACAAACAGAUAUGCAUCGCAGUAUAUUUCUUCGAAUCAAGAUAAGCUCAAACCAAAUUCCCGAGUUAAAGAAUAGUUUGAUACAGAUAGUAAUGAAAUUAGGACCCUUAUCGGGUCACUAAGCAUCUCUAUUAAGCCUGAGCACAAAAUGUACUUUUCAUGACGAAAGAGACUCCUUUUUUUCUCUACAGUUAGGUGAGAGACGAUUUCAUUUGUUGCUAAAGUAUUUACACUUUGCAGAUAAUUCUACUAUAAAUCCACAUAGAAAAAGCCGAAAAUUGAUCAAAGUUUUACCAGUUUUGGACUUG